Messenger RNA from Plectropomus leopardus (leopard coralgrouper), 2622 nucleotides. Its product is annotated as extracellular calcium-sensing receptor-like. The record is from RefSeq and is a predicted model, not a curated record. Lineage: Eukaryota; Metazoa; Chordata; Actinopteri; Perciformes; Serranidae. Gene Ontology annotation, biological process: G protein-coupled receptor signaling pathway. Gene Ontology annotation, cellular component: plasma membrane. Gene Ontology annotation, molecular function: G protein-coupled receptor activity.
AUGGCAGUGCCAGCUGCAAAGUUUCUUUUGUUUCUUUCUCUCUUUGGGGGCAAACCUUUCUCAGCGGCUGCUCUAGAUAACUGUGUUUUCUUGGGAGAAGACGAGAAAAACAGUCUGUACGAAGAUGGAGAUGUUGUUAUAGGGGGCUUAUUCCCUUUACACUACAGCCCUGUGGCAUCUCUUCAACCAUACACAACAAAACCAGCACCUACUAUGUAUAAUUUCAGCUCUCGCGCUGUGCGUUGGAUGCAGACCAUGACUUUUGCAAUCAAAGAGAUCAACCAGCGUAGUGACCUCCUGCCACAGCUUAAGCUGGGUUUCCACAUUCGUGACAGUUGUGAUGACAUACCUGUGUCUCUGAGAGCAUCCUUGCUGUUGGUGAACGGACAGCCAGAGGCAGACAUCAGAGCUGAGAGUGAGAACAGAGACAAAGGCUGUGCUGCUGUCCAAAGCACUGUGUCCCCUGUAAUCAUAGGAGAUGCUGCCUCUGGGGUGUCGAUGGCCCUGCUGCGGAGCCUGGGUUCUUUCCAUAUCCCCCUGGUGAGCUAUUUUGCGUCCUGCAGCUGUCUGAGUAACCAGAGAGAGUUCCCCACAUUCAUGCGCACCAUGCCCAGUGACGCCUUUCAGAUCAGAGCUCUGGCCCAGCUGGUUAGCUAUUUUGGCUGGACCUGGGUGGGGGUCAUUGGCGUGGAAUCUGAUUACGCUCGCUUUGCUAUCCAGCUUUUCCUGCAGGAGUCAGUGCAGUACGGAGUGUGUGCUGCCUAUACUCACUUCUACCCUGUAAUCCUGAGUCAGCAUGCUCUAGAUGAGCUCCUGGAUGUAAUUCAGAUGGCUUCUUCAAAGGUCAUAAUUAACUUUAGUAGUGAAUCAGAAAUGAAGGGCAUUCUGAGCGAGAUGCAACGUCGGAAUAUAACCAGCCUGCAGUGGAUUGCCAGUGAAGCUUGGGCCACUGCCAAAUCUCUCUGGGAAAAGUCUAAAGAUCUGCUAACAGGAACACUAGGAUUUGCAAUCCAGAGAGCUGAUGUGAUUCCAGGGCUGAGAAAACAUCUUGCCAGUCUUGGAUCGUCCAAUAUUCAUGAAUCAGCUUUCUUCACAGAAUUGUGGGAGGAGAUGUUUAACUGCCGACUGAAUGGGUCUGUGAAUGGCCAUUCACACAGUGGCGACAACUACCUUGACAGAUUGCCAUGUAAAGGGACGGAGGAUUUAAAUGAUGUUUACUCUCCUUAUUCUGAUGUGACACAGCUAAGAGUGUCAUAUAAUGUCUACAAGGCUGUAUAUGUGGUGGCCCAUGCCUUACAGGAUAUGAGUAACUGCAUAGUCGGAGAGGGGCCUUUCCUUAAUGGUGCAUGUGCAGACCCAAAGAAUGUUAAACCUUGGCAGCUAAUUCACUACAUGAGGCUAGUUAAUUUUUCUGCGCUGGGAGAGAAAGUCAACUUUGAUCACAAUGGUGACCCCAUUGCUUAUUACGAUCUCAUGAACUGGCAAAGGAGGCCUGAUGGCUCACUGCAUUUGGUAAAAGUCGGUUUCUAUGAUGCCUCUUCACCUGGACGCAGCCUAGUCAUCAAUGAGUCAGUGAUUCAGUGGCCUGUUGGGAAGCAGGCUUUCAAGUCUGUAUGCAGCAACAGUUGUCCUCCAGGUUCCCGCAUCGCCAGGAGAAAAGGGGAACCAAUCUGCUGCUUCGACUGUGUCCCCUGUGCUGAGGGAGAAGUUAGUAAUGAGACUGAUUCUUUAGAGUGCUCACGCUGCUCGAAGGACACAUGGCCAAAUAAAGUUAGAGAUCUCUGCAUCCCAAAGACAACUGAGUUCCUGUCUUACCAUGAGUCAAUGGGUAUUGUGCUGUGCAUUGUGUCUGUCCUUGGAGCUUGUAUUUCUCUCUCCAUCCUCGCCAUAUUCUUCAAAUACAAAGACACACCACUGGUUCGGGCCAACAACAUGGAAUUAAGCUUCCUUCUCUUGGUCUUUCUUGCUGUUUGUUUCCUUGUUGGCUUGUUGUUUAUUGGUGAGCCUUCAGACUGGCUUUGCCGUAUCAGGUACCCUGCAUUUGGCAUCAGUUUUGCCCUCUGCAUUUCAUGCCUCCUGGCCAAGACAGUAGUGGUCCUAAUGGCUUUUAGGUCCACACUGCCAGGGAAUAAUGUCAUGAAGUGGUUUGGACCCAGCCAGCAGAGAGCCAGUGUACUUUUAGGAACUGUUGUUCAGGUGAUAAUCUGUCUUAUAUGGCUGCUCACCAGUCCACCUCAUGCCAACAGCAACACAGAUUACAAUGCUUCCAUCAUCAUUGAGUGUGUUACUGGUUCAGAUGUCGGCUUCUGGUGUGUCCUUGGAUACAUUGGCAUCUUGGCCUGCAUGUGCUUUCUGAUGGCAUUUUUGGCCCGCAAGCUGCCGGAUAAUUUUAACGAGGCAAAAUUCAUCACCUUCAGCAUGCUGAUAUUCUUCGCAGUUUGGAUUACUUUUAUUCCAGUUUAUGUGAGCACGGCUGGGAAAUAUACAGUGGCUGUCCAUAGUUUUGCUAUUCUAGCCUCAGCUUUUGGUCUCCUUUUUUGCAUUUUUGCUCCAAAGUGCUACAUCAUAAUUCUGAAACCGAAUAAAAACAGCAAGAAAAACAUGAUGCAAAGAUCAAAAUGA